This is a messenger RNA of Diachasma alloeum, 1649 nucleotides long. Its product is annotated as ketohexokinase. The transcript has 5 exons. Gene Ontology annotation, biological process: fructose metabolic process. NCBI's taxonomy places the organism in Eukaryota, Metazoa, Arthropoda, Insecta, Hymenoptera, Braconidae. The coding region runs from base 324 to 1436 and encodes 370 amino acids. The record is from RefSeq and is a predicted model, not a curated record. Gene Ontology annotation, molecular function: ketohexokinase activity.
CGUUGUACUGUACUGUUUAUAUUCACAUAGAAUAUAAACAGUGUCAGCUGUGGAUUCGUUUGUUGUUUUUUUUCAUUCGUUUGUAAACAGCUGAGGUGAUAGUGAACGUUCCAUGGAUGAAAUCAUUUAAUAGAAAAAUCGAGCAAUUUCGCUAAGAAAUUCUCUUAAAUUUUUAUUGGAACUCUAUAGGAAUUCUCUCGAAGUUUUAUUAGAAUUCGAUCAAAAAAUGAUAAAGCGCUACGUUUUUCUACUAAUUUUUUCCAUACGUGUCAGUAUCUGGUGGUCAUCAAGAGGCCAGAGUGGGUCCAAUUAAGAUUAGAGCUAUGAUUUCGAGCUUCUACGAGAGAAUCGUCGGUGGAUCACCUCCACCUGAAGUGAAUAAACCAAAAAUUCUCUGUGUUGGACUGACUUGUCUCGACAUUGUGCAGACAGUGAACACUUUUCCUGUUGAGGACUCUGACACCAGGUGUUCGGACUACAGGUGGCAACUCGGUGGUAACUCAGCGAAUAACUGCACUGUUCUAUCUCUAUUGGGCAGCUCAACUGAAUUUUUCGGAGUACUGGGGAAUGACUAUCAAUUUCACUUUCUGCAGGAUGAUAUGCGCAAGCAUGGAAUUGAUUUCUCACAUUGCCCCAGGGUCCAGGGCAUUGGGUGCCCCACGUCUACAGUUAUUCUUUGCUCUAACUCUGGAUCACGUACUAUUGUGCAUUACAACCCUAAUUUUCCGGAGUUGACGCUGGAGGACUUUGAGAAACUGAAUUUGGAGGAUUAUAGCUGGAUUAAUUUUGAGGGUAGGAAUAUACCGAGAGUCCUAACGAUGAUGCAACACGUAGAGACUUACAACGAUUCCCUGAAGGAGGGAGAAUCAGACCGUUCCCCCGUGACAAUCAGUGUUGAGCUAGAAAAAAUGAAUUCAGAAUUGCUAGAUCUCCUACCUUACGCUGACGUUGCGUUCGUCUCCAAGGACUUUGCUCGCAGUCGAGGGCAUGACAACAUGAGCGAAGCCAUUCGAAGUAUCGCUCAAGAUAUCAAAUCUGGUGCUACAAUAGUUUGUGCCUGGGGCGACAGAGGAGCCAUGGCAAGAACUCGUGAUGGCACUAUCGUUCAGUCUCCAGCUUUUCCUCCUACAAAAAUCGUUGACACUCUGGGAGCUGGGGAUACAUUCGUGGCAGCAACUAUUCACUAUUUAAAUAACAUUAAACUUCGGAGUGAAAAGAGGGAAAAUAAAUCCGACAUUUGUGAUCAAGUGAAUCAAUCAGAUGGGGGAGUAACGAGAAACCAAAACAUCGAGAGUCUCCAGUGCAGCAAAACUGCGUUCAUAGAUCAAUCAGCCCUGCAAUCAGCCAUCACAUUUGGCUGCCAGACUGCUGGCAUCAAAAUAGGAUUCAGUGGAUAUGAGGACUUACGACUGAAGAAAAACACCAGCAACAUGUAGCCUCUGAUAAUUUGGUUUUAGUUAUUGUAUUGGGGAAUUUCAUGGGUGAAAAUUAACUUCCGGAGUGGUUUGUUGCGUUUACAUCAUCUAAAUUUAUAUAUUUUUUGAUACAAUAAAUUUUAUAAUAUUAUUAAAAAAUAAGAAAAUUCAACAGAUGUACCUCAACGCUCUCUUAAUAAAAAUCUUACAUGUUUGUGCAGGCACUUCAAGCUA